UGGCCCAGACUGUGCCGGCUGCGGCAACGCCUGUCCGGCCCGGUCCACCUUAGCUCCCCGGGCCGGGGAUGGGGCUGCCGGCGGCGAGGGAGGGCGGCCGGCGGCGGGCCGCGGGGACCAUGGCAGAGAGCAAUGCAGACUGGAUGGGUUCACUACCGGCGGCGCUGCGUUCCUAUCCGCUGUCUAACUUGGCCAUCCCGGGGUCACACGAUUCGUUCAGCUACUGGGUUGAUGAGAAAUCUCCUGUGGGACCAGAUCAGGCCACAGCCAUCAAACGUUUGGCCAAGAUUUCUUUGGUUAAAAAGAUCAUGAAGAAAUGGUCAGUGACUCAAAACCUGACUUUCAAAGAGCAGUUGGAAGGUGGCAUCCGCUACUUUGACCUUCGUGUCUCGUCCAGACCCGGGGAGAUGGGACAAGAGAUUUACUUCAUCCAUGGCUUGUUCGGCAUCAAAGUGUCGGAUGGACUGAAGGAGAUUAACGCCUUUCUUGAGCAGCACCCUAAGGAAGUCAUCUUCUUGGAUUUCAACCACUUCUAUGCCAUGGAUGACAGCCAUCACUUCUUCUUGGUCAACAGAAUCCGCUCAGUUUUUGGAUCCAAGCUUUGUUCUGUUGAAUGUGUGGAGUAUGUCACGUUGCAGUAUAUGUGGGAGAAGAAACAGCAGGUUCUCAUAUUCUACCACCACCCUUCGUAUGAGGAAUACCCCUUCCUGUGGCCAGGGAAUAAAAUGCCAGCACCAUGGGCCAACACAACCAAUGUCCACAAACUGCUGCAGUUCCUGGAGACCACUCUGGAGGAGCGGAGUCGCUAUGGAACCUUCCAUGUUUCCCAAGCUAUCCUCACCCCGCGAGUGAAAACCAUUGCACGCCAUCUGGUCCGUGGGCUGAAGAACACGCUCGUUCAUAGGAAUCUCCCCAUGAUUUUGAACUGGGUGAAAACACAAAAACCAGGUGUUAUGGGUGUUAACAUAAUUACCUCAGACUUUGUGGAGCUGGUUGACUUUGCUGCUACAGUCAUUGCACUAAAUGACCACCUUCUAGAAGAGGAUGAAUCUGCUACUACAUCCUGAUGGGUGUGUCCCACUCCUCCUCCUUGGACAUCUUCAAGCUACACUAGAUGUUUUAUUUAUGAAGUGAAACCUGUUGUAAUCUGUGUUUAUUUACAAGCAUUCUAGAGGCAGUGUGGUUAAACAUCACAGGAGGGUCCCUUCUCCCCGGGAUUUGUGGCUCUGAGUGGAGCAGAACAGGCUUCGCGUGCCUGUCCACAGCUACCUGUUGAAGCCAUGAACACAUCUGCUGUGGCCUGGCUGCUGUAAACCUGCCAAGGAGAGGCUGGCCUCUGAAGCAGAUGUACCCAGUGUCCCCCUGGUGACUGGGCUCACCCUGCCCUUCAUGUGUACCCUGCUGGUUCUUCAAUGCCAGGGCUCCAACCAGGAUGGCCACUGAAUCCUUGGCAGCAAUGUGGCCAGGCUUGUCAGGAUGUUAUUGGUCUCUGGCAGCCUCUGGUGGAGCUGGGCUUAGCUGGAGGCUCCUGCUGGGUCCACCAUGCUAUUUCAGACACUACCUCUGACUUGAUUCAAG
Molecule: messenger RNA, 1578 nt
Organism: Dryobates pubescens (Downy woodpecker)
Lineage: Eukaryota; Metazoa; Chordata; Aves; Piciformes; Picidae
Gene: PLCXD2
Product: phosphatidylinositol specific phospholipase C X domain containing 2
Exons: 4
Coding region: 69-1067 (332 amino acids)
Biological process (GO): lipid metabolic process
Molecular function (GO): phosphoric diester hydrolase activity
Source: RefSeq, a predicted model, not a curated record